UUUAUAAAGAGCUAUCAUCUCUUUCAAUUUUGUACAUCAAUCCAUCUCAAACCCUCACCAACAAUGUCUUCUUCUCCAUCCACCUUCCUCUUCAUCUUCUUCCUAUUCUUCACCAUUUCAUUUGCAGAGCUCUGCCAUCCAAAUGACAAGAAAGCCCUUCUCAACAUCAAAAAAGCCUUCAACAAUCCCUACAUUCUCACCUCAUGGAAGCCUGAAGAAGAUUGUUGCACUUGGUACUGCGUCGAAUGUGAUCGGAAGUCCCACCGGAUCGUGUCUCUCACCAUCUUCGCCGACACGAGGCUCUCGGGUCAAAUCCCACCGUUCGUCGGCGACCUCCCGUACCUCGAAAACCUCAUGUUCCACAAGCUUCCAAAUCUCACUGGCCCCAUCCAACCCGCCAUUGCCAAACUCCAUAACCUAAAAUACCUUGACCUAAGUUGGAACAGUCUAACUGGUUCAAUCCCAAACUUCCUCAGCUCCCUCACCAAUCUCGAUCUUCUCGACCUCUCUUUCAACCGACUCACCGGCUCCAUCCCGAGCUCCCUCGCCAACCUCCAACGCCUCGGCACUCUCCAUUUAGACCGAAACAAAUUAACCGGACCGAUCCCCGAUUCAUUCGGAAACUUCAAGGGAAAAAUCCCUUAUCUUUAUCUUUCACACAACCAACUCUCUGGGAAAAUUCCAACUUCCUUGGAGAGAGUGGAUUUCAAUGUGAUUGAUUUGUCGAGGAACAGGCUCGAGGGCGAUGGAUCGGUGAUAUUCGGAGGGAAGAAGACGACGGAGAUCGUCGACUUGUCGAGGAACUUGUUGGAGUUCGACAUGUCGAAGGUCGUACUUCCUCGGAGCUUGACUUGGUUGGAUCUUAACCAUAAUAAGAUCUUCGGGGAAAUUCCUGUGAUGGCAGUUAACUUGCAGUUGCAGCUGCUGAAUGUUAGUUACAACAAGCUUUGUGGUCGGAUUCCGGUCGGAGGGAAGUUGCAGAGCUUCGAUGUCUACUCCUAUUCUAAUAACAAGUGCUUGUGUGGAAAGCCACUUGGUAAAUGCAAAUGAUACGUUCCAAAUCCCUCUAAAACAUUAUCUUUCGAGUUUGUUUAAGUUCGAGUUUCUAAAAUUUGGAUUUGAAAAGCGUUUUUUUUUAUCUCAACUAGUUAUGUUCGUGUUCGUGUUCGUGUUCAUCUUCUGUUUUGUAAGGAUAAUGAAAAAAAAUGCAUUGGUGUAACUCAUGUCAUCUUGAUUUCGGAGAUAUGCAAGUUAAAUUACGAUUUCUGUGCUAAUUGAUAGAAACAACGAAUCU
Cucurbita moschata (crookneck pumpkin) is the source of this 1294-nucleotide messenger RNA. RefSeq names its product polygalacturonase inhibitor-like. NCBI's taxonomy places the organism in Eukaryota, Viridiplantae, Streptophyta, Magnoliopsida, Cucurbitales, Cucurbitaceae. Gene Ontology annotation, molecular function: protein binding. The record is from RefSeq and is a predicted model, not a curated record. The coding region runs from base 64 to 1050 and encodes 328 amino acids. The transcript has a single exon.